Mesocricetus auratus (golden hamster) is the source of this 2210-nucleotide messenger RNA. RefSeq names its product WD repeat domain 25 (gene Wdr25). The record is from RefSeq and is a predicted model, not a curated record. Gene Ontology annotation, molecular function: protein binding. The transcript is spliced from 8 exons. Bases 438 to 2042 code for a protein of 534 amino acids. Lineage: Eukaryota; Metazoa; Chordata; Mammalia; Rodentia; Cricetidae.
GGCCUGGGCGGGAUGGGGCCGGGACCUGGUGGCCGCGUGCUUCCAGCCUCUUAGCGUCAGGCUCAGGGCGCCGCUCGUCUUCCUUUUCUUCCCAUUUCUUCCUCGAGUGCUUUGAACGCUACCCACGAUCGUUGGCAGCUUGGCUAAGUUCUCAUCCUUCAAAGCCCGUGUCUAGGGCGAUCUUUUUGUUUCCCCUCAUGGAUCUGUGGCCUCCGGGGCAAGAUCCGAGUUUAAUUUCUUCCCACAUCAGAUCCAGCAUAGAGCUAAGCACAGACUAGCUGUUGAAUGAGUGAAAGAGAUCUACACAUGGUGGAGUGCGUCAGGAGUCCAACAUCUUGCUGGAAGAAGUCACUCAGACAUUUCCCCCCCGCCCUGUGGAGCUGACGGGCUACUAUUGUGAGUCAACCCUGCAGUUAUAGGAAGCCCUUUGUGUACGCAUGGCCUCGCUGGUGGCAUAUGAUGAUUCUGACUCCGAGACUGAGACCGAGCCUACCACAAGUGUGAACUCUGAAGAUCAGAUAGAUGAUGCCUCUGCCAUGACCAGACCUUCUGGGAUGGGUUUUACAUCUGGUACAGUGGAUGUGACAAAAGAGGGAGCUCAACACAUAGGGGACAGUCCUUCUGAAGACACAGGGGACCGACGUCUGCCGCUGGCUCGGAUCUGGAGAAGUCCCCCGGGAUCUUGUCCCAGCCAGAGGCUACAGUGGCCCUCUGAGGACCCGGAUACUGCCUUUCCCGUCAGUGAGCCUCCUCGCCCUUCGUGGAUGAGCCGCGCUCCAGCCGGCCACGUGCCUCUGGCAGCUGCCUGCUUAAAGCCAGUGAAAGCUGCGUGGGCUGCCCUCCGCUCAUCUUCUCAUGCUCAAAGCGAAGUUGAAAGCACUUCUGGAAUCGCCAGCUCUUCUCAGAGGAAGAGAGGUGAGGACUGUGUGGUCCCCUAUAUCCCCAAGAGACUGAGGCAGCUGCAGGCACCGAAUCCAGAAGGUGGGGGCAAAGACAAAGAACCUCCGGGACCCCCUGCAGGAUGUGCCCCAGCGCCCCUCUGUGUGCCUCCCACAGUGUCUGAGUUCAUCCAGCCGUUUUUGAACAGUCAGUAUAGAGAGACCAAGGUCCCCAGGAAAGUGCUUUUCCACCUGCGAGGCCACAGGGGCCCUGUCAACAGCAUUCAGUGGUGUCCAGUGUUCUGUAAGAGCCACAUGCUUCUCUCUACUUCCAUGGAUAAGACCUUCAAGGUGUGGAAUGCUGUGGACUCGGGGCACUGCCUGCAGACCUACUCUGUACACAGCGAGGCAGUGCGGGCUGCACGAUGGUCUCCGUGUGGCCGGCGCAUCCUCAGUGGUGGCUUCGACUUUGCCCUGCACCUAACGGACCUGGAAACAGGAACCCAAGUAUUUAGUGGUCGGAGCGACUUCAGAGUCACCACCUUGAAAUUCCAUCCAAAAGAUCACAACGUCUUUUUAUGUGGCGGCUUCAGCUCUGAAAUCAAAGCUUGGGACAUGAGGACUGGCAAGGUGGUGAAAGGCUACAAGGCAACCAUCCAACAGACCCUGGACAUCCUCUUCCUCCAAGAAGGGUCCGAGUUCCUGAGCAGCACUGACGCAUCCACUCGGGACUCUGCUGACCGAACCAUUAUUGCCUGGGAUUUCCGGACUGCUGCAAAAAUCUCCAACCAAAUUUACCAUGAGAGGUACACCUGCCCCAGCCUUGCCUUGCAUCCGAGGGAGCCUGUGUUCCUGGCGCAAACCAAUGGCAACUACCUGGCUCUCUUCUCCUCUGUGUGGCCCUACCGGAUGAGCAGACGGCGCCGUUAUGAAGGGCACAAGGUGGAAGGCUAUGCUGUGGGCUGUGAGUGUUCCCCGUGUGGUGACCUGCUGGUGACAGGCAGCGCUGAUGGCCGGGUUCUGAUGUUCAGCUUCCGCACUGCCAGACGGGCGUGCACACUACAAGGGCAUGCUCAGGCCUGCCUUGGCACCACCUACCACCCUGUGCUGCCUUCUGUCCUUGGCACCUGCUCCUGGGGAGGAGACAUCAAGAUCUGGCACUAAUGGCAACUGAGACCCUGCCCCUGGGUGGGUGACACUGAAGUUGGCUGGAGGCUGUCCCCUCUGCCUGCCGGGCCUCAGUGACUCCUCUGUGAAAUGGACAUGAGAAGCUGUCUCAGGGUGUAAGGACCGUGUUAGUAAAGGCAUUGCCAAAUGGCUGGCGAUACCCAA